GGGGCCGGGCCGGUCGGUGCGGGGCGGCCAUAAAUCACGGCGGGCAGAGCCCCCGCCCCGCCGCCGCCGCCGCCCGGGGGACCGGGGAGGGAGGGGAGGGGGGGCCGAGCCCCGCCGCCAGCCCCUGCAGAUGUGGCGGAGCGGCCCGGCGGCCCGGCUGCGGGGGGGCCCGCUCCGCCAAGCCCCGCUCCCCGCCUCGCUCGCCUCCCGCCGGCGCUGAGCCCCCGCCGCAGCGCCAGCCCUGGCACCAUGCAUUCGCUGGAGGAGCCUCUGGACCUCAAGCUGAGCAUCUCCAAGCUGCGAGCCACCCGUGAGAAGAGAGGUGUCCCUGGUCCCCGUCCCCGCAGUACCCUGCGCCCAGAUACCCCGCCGGCCGGGGAUAGCCGACGGGGUAGCUGUGGGGGUCACCGGUCAGUGCCAGCCUCGUCGUCCCCUGGGCUCCUGGCACGCUCGAAACUGGUGGAGCCACGGGACAGGCGCUUGGCUGCUAUGCCAGUGGUGGACCUUAGCCUCUCACCCCGCUCGGGUGGGGAGUCUCCAUCUGGCAGUGUCUCACUGUCCCCUGAGCGCCAGGGCAGCGGGGACCUGCCCGGCCCCCUCACACCCCAUGAUUUCCAGUCCUUGCGCUACAUCGAUGGUCUCCCCAGCUCCUUCCAGUUCUUCCUGCCUCUGGGGGCAGGAGGGGCCCUGCACCUGCCUCCCACUGCCUUCCUGCCCCCCAGCAAGGAGAAACGCCUGCCCCCUGAGCUGCCCCUGCCCAAGCAGCUCGUCUGCCGCUGGUCCAAGUGCAACCAGUUCUUCGACCUCCUACAAGACCUGGUGGACCAUGUCAACGACUUCCAUGUCAAACCUGAGAAGGACGUGGGGUACUGCUGUCAUUGGGAGGGCUGCGCCCGCCACGGCAGAGGCUUCAAUGCUAGGUACAAGAUGCUGAUCCACAUCCGGACGCACACCAACGAGAAGCCACAUCGCUGCCCAACCUGCAACAAGAGCUUCUCCCGCCUGGAGAACCUGAAAAUCCACAACCGCUCGCACACAGGUGAGAAGCCCUACAUCUGCCCCUACGAAGGUUGCAACAAGCGUUACUCCAACUCCAGCGACCGCUUCAAGCACACCCGCACCCACUACGUGGAGAAGCCCUACUCCUGCAAGAUGCCAGGCUGCCACAAGCGCUACACUGACCCCAGCUCCCUCCGCAAGCACAUCAAAGCCCAUGGCCAUUUUGUCUCCCCGGAGCACCCAGAGAUGCUCAAGGUCCACCCGCCUCCCAAAACACCCCUGGGCUCAGCUGAGGUGCCCUAUGUUAACGGGGCACAGCUUGUGAUCCCCAACCCUGCUGCCCUCUUCGCUCCCCCAGGCUUGCCAGCAUUGCCCAUCCCUUUGGCACCAGCACCGCUUGACCUCAGCGCUUUGGGCUGCGGGGCUACAGGUGCCCUGCCUGGCCCCAUCUUGCCCCUCAAUGGCAGCCCCUUGAACUUGGCCAAGAGCCCACUGCUGCCCCCACCCUUCGCGACGGGGCUGGGGCUGCCUGUCAUGUCGCUGCUGGCCGGCGGGGUUAAGGCCGAGGGGGAGAAGGGCAGCAGAGCUGAGGGGCGGCCACCCAAAGCGGGCAAGGGGUCAGAGAGCCGGGAGAGGGGUGAAAAGAUGGAGCCAGGGCGGCCACGAGCACCUCCUGAGAGCCUGGCGUUGUUGCCAGGGGCUGUGCUUGACCUCUCUGCCGGGGUCAGCUCGAGGGGCAGCCCUGAUGCUCUGCCGCCGGGCUGGGUGCUCAUCCCCCCGGGCUCCCUGCUGCUCAAACCUGCCGCCGUCAAUUGAGGGGCAUGACGAUGCCCGGGGCUGGCUGACGGCCCUGUGGGCAGAUGGGGGGCCAUUGGCCCCUCCUUCCCCUUCACAGCCCCCCAUCCCUGGUGGGGCCUCACUCGUGCUUGUAAGCAUCACGAAAGAAGAACGGACUCUUCUGAGAAAAGCAAUAAUCCCUCGGCGGCCGGAGCUGGCUGCGACCCUGUGCCGGUGCGGGCAGAGCUACGGGGGGUCCCCCUGCACCCACCAGCCUGGGCAGCUGGACAUGCCGCUAUUUAUUUCUCAACCAGCCCUGUGCUCUGACAGGACCCCGCUUGGGUCCAUCUCCUGCCACCAACUUGGUGUCUCCCUGCCCAAGGCCUUGGCACCACUGGUGCCAAUAUGGGAGAGCCACAGCCCCUGGCCUCCCACUGUAGGGUCAGCGUGGUGACAGCCUGGGGACCGGCUGCUCCCACAGCCCUGAUCUGUGCCCAGCCGUGCUGUCCGAUCCCACUUGACUGGCAUGGCUGUGGGCAGUGCCACGGCCAUGGCACCUCUGUGCUGGGCCCAGCUGGCUGGGCACACGCUGGCCUGGUGCCCACCCUUGUCCCCUCGCCGCCUCCCCGGCCCUCCUUAUGACAAGGCACACGACUGCGUGUGCUGCUUGCCGUGCCGGCUCCACGCCGGGGCAGAGCCACCCUGUUUAGCUACGUUCAUACCUAACCACGGACCGCAGGUGCUUGUGGGCAGUGGGCAGCACAGGCAGAGCUACAGGCAUCAUGUUGGCACUGUCUGGCAUGACACCCACUCCUUGGGACAGGUCAGCCCCACUAGUGAGGCUCCCUGGUGAGCCGCCCCUGGGCCUUAGUGUAGUGUGGGGCAGGCCGGAAGCUGCCACAGUGCCAGGAGCAGGCAGCAUGCCCAGCCUCAGUGUGGGCAGAGCUCUGAGCAUCCUUUGGCACACACAGGGGGUCCCACGUUCCUCCUGCCACCAGGCAGGACCCCUGCCCACGGCUUGCUCCAAAUCAAGGUAGGGGUCUCACUGAUUGUCCCCCUCCCUGCUGGAAGGAGCCCUGGCUGCACAUGCCCCGCGGGGAGCCGGUCUCCCUGCCUGGUGCUGGGGCAUGGCAGCAGCCAGCUGGCACUGCCACUGCUCCCACAUGGCUGCAGGCCAUCGACCAGGCCGCCCCGGCCGGUGUACGGUGUACGUCUCCUUGCUCCUUCAUCCGUUUGUUGUUGCACAUUCCAGGACAUCAGUAUUUUAACGGUCUCCAAGUGCCUUUCUAUCGUAGUUUCUGGGUUGUUUUUAUUUUCCUCCUGUUGGGCUCCAUCGCUGUUAGCGUAGCGUUUAAGGACUGCAGAAGUACGAGAUAAGCUAACAACUAUAACACUACGUUCCUCCAGAGGAGAGGAAGUUUAUUAAGAAAACAAUAAAGUGAAGUUGAAGUAA
Pogoniulus pusillus (Red-fronted tinkerbird) is the source of this 3229-nucleotide messenger RNA. RefSeq names its product GLIS family zinc finger 2 (gene GLIS2). The transcript is spliced from 6 exons. Gene Ontology annotation, molecular function: DNA-binding transcription factor activity, RNA polymerase II-specific; RNA polymerase II cis-regulatory region sequence-specific DNA binding. Bases 250 to 1815 code for a protein of 521 amino acids. NCBI's taxonomy places the organism in Eukaryota, Metazoa, Chordata, Aves, Piciformes, Lybiidae. The record is from RefSeq and is a predicted model, not a curated record. Gene Ontology annotation, biological process: regulation of transcription by RNA polymerase II. Gene Ontology annotation, cellular component: nucleus.